ACAUUUCUCCUAACCUAACUUUUUAAGCAUGCGAAUGUAAACAAAUACCAAAAAAAUUCAGGAAAUAUGAAUUACAACUACGUUAUUAUUAGAGAAUGUAAUCCUGGUGAUAAUAUAAGUGUCAACGAGCUUGUUCGAAAUGCCUAUUUGUCAAAUGUUUCCUACUCUUGGUGGAAUGCAAUCACUAAAGAAAUAACAUUCCAGCUCAUUGUACUAUCAGCCGCUGUGAUGUUUAUUUUCAUGGGUGUUCCACUACCCUAUUGUGUUCUGUCCGUUCCAUUUGUAUUAAUUUUAAUAUACCUUUCUAUAUAUAGUUCUCUUUUAAUGAAAGCUAUGGAAGUGACGAGUUCUAAAAGACCUGUAAUGUCUUGGGUUGCAGAAGUGUAUGAACCUUAUUUUAAUGCCAACAGUCCUGAGAAGUGUAGUUACAAGAUUAUUGAUGAAAAUAGACUAAUGUAUGAAAAUUUCGAAGUUAAAAAGUAUAGGAGAAGGAUUAUAGGAACAGUAGCAGUAUCAAGACAUAUACAGGAUGAGGAUGUAGCAUGGCUUUUUAAAUUAGCAGUUGAAUCGAGGUACAGACGAAAGGGCAUUGGACAUUGCCUAAUUCAAGUGGUUCAGAAUUGGUCAAGAAGAAAUCAUUACAAUUCCAUUCAAUUGGCUAUUUCAGAGUGUCAAGAAUAUGCCCGUCAAUUGUUUACAGAUUGCCAGUUUGAUGUUAAACAACUUUACCAUAAGCCAAUAUUUGGGAACGCACUUGCAUUACAAAUGUAUCAUUUAGAGGCCAAACUUGAUAAACCUAAUAUUUAGUUUUCUAAUUGUAAUGGCUCUAUUUCAAUUUUAAUGUAAUUUUAUCUGGUCUGAAUAAUACUUUUUG
Messenger RNA from Agrilus planipennis (emerald ash borer), 874 nucleotides. Its product is annotated as N-acetylaspartate synthetase-like. Bases 67 to 807 code for a protein of 246 amino acids. Gene Ontology annotation, molecular function: N-acetyltransferase activity. The transcript has 5 exons. Lineage: Eukaryota; Metazoa; Arthropoda; Insecta; Coleoptera; Buprestidae. The record is from RefSeq and is a predicted model, not a curated record.